AUGGAGGAGGGGAGGGUGGUUUCGCACAAGACAUACGCUGGUGAAUCUAGAUCAGUUCGACCAGUGACUAUUAAACAAUUAAACGAUGCUACCCAAGCAUUCCCCGAAGCCAACUUCAAAAUAGACAACGCCGACAUCAAUCAAGUAUCUUUUGUGGGACAGGUUCGAAAUGUCAAUAAGCUGGCCACGCACAUCACGUACAAGCUGGACGACGGCACCGGCGAGACAGACGUGAAAUAUUUCAUUCCCCCCGAGGAGAAGGAAGCAUUCGACGAGCUUGAGGCUAUGGAUGUCAUGGCUAUGGACGGUGCCGGUAGCGGUGCUGGCCCAGCUGCGGUGACGAACAAGUCCGGACGACCGAGAGCCUACCAGAUAACCACAAACGGAUACGCAAAGGUGUUCGCUAAUAUUAAAACAUUCAAUGACCGGCGACAGGUUAACGCGGUGUUGAUCCGCCCCAUAACGAAUAUUAACGAGUACCAUGUUCAUUUCCUAGAGGCCACAGCAGUGCAUCUUUAUUUCACCAAAGGCCCACCACCAAAGGCAGGUGGUGCUUCUGGAGCCGGAGGCGGAGCUGGAGGUGGUGCGAUGGAUACGGGUGCCAGCAACCUCUCUCUGCCGCGCAUGUCGCCGAUGGCACGGAAGCUAUACGACGCCCUCAGCAACAGCAGGCAGACUAAUGAGGGUAUGCAUGUAAACGUCCUGGCUCCGAUAAUGCAGGUGAAUGUAAACGAAGUUUAUAAAGCUGCUGAAGAACUCCUGGGUCUCAGUGUGAUAUACCACACGGUAGAUGAGGACACCUGGAAGAUUCUUGAUUGCUGA
Messenger RNA from Nannizzia gypsea CBS 118893, 822 nucleotides. RefSeq lists its product as hypothetical. Bases 1 to 822 code for a protein of 273 amino acids. The record is from RefSeq and is a predicted model, not a curated record. Gene Ontology annotation, cellular component: chromosome, telomeric region; site of double-strand break; DNA replication factor A complex. Gene Ontology annotation, biological process: DNA replication; double-strand break repair via homologous recombination; nucleotide-excision repair. NCBI's taxonomy places the organism in Eukaryota, Fungi, Ascomycota, Eurotiomycetes, Onygenales, Arthrodermataceae. The transcript has 2 exons. Gene Ontology annotation, molecular function: DNA binding.